Mycena indigotica is the source of this 1809-nucleotide messenger RNA. RefSeq names its product Cytochrome P450 monooxygenase CYP63. Gene Ontology annotation, molecular function: heme binding; iron ion binding; monooxygenase activity. The coding region runs from base 1 to 1809 and encodes 602 amino acids. The transcript has 9 exons. NCBI's taxonomy places the organism in Eukaryota, Fungi, Basidiomycota, Agaricomycetes, Agaricales, Mycenaceae. The record is from RefSeq and is a predicted model, not a curated record.
AUGACUCCUCGCACCCGCCCACCGACUGCCUUUGAACGCGGCAUCCCCGACUACCGCCAGCGCAUCCUGCUAUCGCUUACCCGCGCCAUCUUACUGCCCCCGCUCAUUGCGCUGACACUUUCGUACUCCCUCUUGCGCUCUCCGACCAUGGCCACAUCUGUCAUAACAGCAGUCUUCAGCAUCCCCGCUUGCAUUGCGCUGCGCUAUUCCGUUCGCACACGGCGCCAGCGUAAUGCAGCGCGGGCCCUUGGGGCUACUAUGAUACCGCGCGUGCGCGGUAAAUGGCCCGGAAAUGUGGAUGUGGUCCUCCGGGUUGUGAAGUCAUUCCAGGAGGAGUAUGUUCUACAGGUCUUUGCAGACCUGUUCGACGAAUACCAGACAAACACGCUCAAUACUGGAUUCUUUUGGGACGACCAGAUCGUAACAAGGGAUGAGAACGUCAUGAAGUACAUCUCAUCCACUGGCUUCGCAAGCUUCGAGAAGGGGAUCUUGUGGCAUGAACGGAUCGAUAAGCUUCUUGGUACUGGGCUAUUCAAUGCUGAGGGAGAAUUAUGGAGAAAGGGACGAGCUACUGCGCGGCCCUUCUUCGCGAAGGAGCGCAUUUCCGACUUCAACACAUUCGAGCGGACCGUGAGCACCACCCUCGAUCUCCUCGCGCACCGUUCAGCCGUGAACCUUCCCAUCGAUGUCCAAGACCUCCUUGAGCGCUUCACCCUCGACUCCGCCUCCGAGUUUCUGUUCGGCAUGCAGCUCGAUACGCUUUCGCAGCCGCUCACCGAGCCGGGUCGGGUCAAGCUUGGGCCACGCGGUUCGAUGCCCAUCGAGGGGGCCACCGCGUUUGACGAGUUUACGCAGGCGUUUGAAAAUGUCGCGGUCAUCAUCACGAGGCGCGGGACCCAGGGCGAUACCUGGCCACUUCUGGAGCUAUUUGCGGACAAGACUGAGGACGCAACGAACACCAUCAUGAACUGGCUCGAGCCAAUCGUCAAACGUGCCAUCGACGAGAAGGACCAGCGUCGAUUGGCGGGAGUUGCCACCCCAGCGAGCGAGAAUGUGUUUUUGGACUAUCUUGCAUCGAGGACAGACGAUGUUGAACAUAUAAGAUACGAACUCGUCACUUACUUGAUUGCCUCCAGAGACACGACAGCGAGCCUGCUCACCUUCGUCAUGUACUUUUUCGCCAUGUACCCAGACGUCUGCUCUCGGUUACGACAAGAGGUUCUCGCCGUCAUCGGUCCGAUCAACUCUCCAUCCUACGAAACACUGCGAAGUAUGAAAUACCUGCGUGCGGUGCUCAACGAAGCCCUCCGUCUUCUCCCUAGCGCCCCCCUCAUCGCCCGGACCUCACUCGAUAAGCCCCAGAUCAUCCCUGUCCCCAACGGGCCAUCGUGGUUCUUCCCGCCAAAGACGCAGGCAAUGAUGAUUUCCCUCUUGACACAUCGCCGUGCGGACUUGUGGGGCCCCGACGCCAACGAGUUCCGCCCGGCGCGCUGGCUCGAGCCUGAGACGGUAGCCAAAGUCAACGCAACGCCGUUCAUGUACUGUCCAUUUUCUGGUGGCCCGCGUAUCUGCAUCGGCCAGGAGUUUGCGCUCAAUGAGGCCGGCUUCUUUCUCGUGAGGCUGCUCCAGCGCUUCAAGAGGUUUGCGCUCGCACCAGAAUUCCAGCCGGCGGGGUCACUGCCGCCAGAUAGCUGGAAGGGCAGGCCGGGGAGGCAGACUGUGGAACGCAUCUUCCCGGCAAUAAACUUCACGCUGCAUAGCCGGGGUGGGAUGUGGAUGCGUGCAGAAGCGGACCUGGAAAAAGAGUAG